Molecule: messenger RNA, 726 nt
Organism: Hyaloperonospora brassicae
Lineage: Eukaryota; Oomycota; Peronosporomycetes; Peronosporales; Peronosporaceae
Source: the annotation of a GenBank genome assembly
AUGGAGGCACCGCAGCGGGGCGUCCACGGCGCCACGAGCGGUACGCUGAACGAGCGCUUCAUCAAGUGCACCAACUGCCGCGUGAACGUGCCGAAAGAAGAUAUGCUGUCGCUGGGCACGUGCACCGUAUGUAAGCGGCCGUACGAGGCCGUUGUGGCGCGGACGGAUGGCACGACCCCCGCGACUGCGACUGUCGCGUUCGACCGCAGUGGCGCACCUGCGAUUGACCGCAGUACGCCGAAGCGACGGAAGCGAUGGGCCGUUCUGACGUCCAAGAGAGGGCGUGUGUAUUACCACAAUACAGAGACGGGCGAAGACCGGUGGGACGAACCGCCAGACGUGGCCGCCGAGGCGGUCGAAGACGCAUUUGUGCCGUUCAAGAACGAUGCAGUGAAGAAGGCGGUGCUGCGUGAGCAGAUGAAACUGGAUGCUGCCAAGAGAGGUGUGCCGAUCGAGGUCGUCGCUGCAGUGCAGCAGCGCUGGCAGCACGAAGACAGGACUGACGACCCGUUCGAUCGGAUGGUGGCCCGUGGAGGCGAACGCAGGAGGGAGAGCACGUUACCUGAAGCUACGAGCCCCGUGCAAAAGGCGGUGGCGUCGCCGCGGAGGGAGGAGCAGCAGCAGCAGCAAGAGCAGCACGGAGAGCAGGAACAAGAGCAGCACGGAGAGCAGGAACAAGAGCAGCAAGCGACGCGAGACGCAGCCAAAUCGUGCGGUGUCAUGUAA